UCACAGACCAGAGCCAGCGGAGUCUGCGGCCGGGCCCCUGCUCCACAGCUUUGACUACAGACCAGAGACUGAGCCGCGGGGUUUGACGCCAGCGCGGUGCACGCCGGUUCUCGUCCCUGCUGGUCGGGGUACGAGUAGGGAGCUGGUCUCACCUAACAGAUGUGUCUGGGACACUCCAGUCUAUUUAUUUAAUCAAAGACACAAAGACACAGAGGAUGGAGGUUUUGGAGGGAUACAGGGCUGAGGGAUACGUGAAGGAGUUCACACGCCACUCCAACGACGUGCUGCUGAACCUGAACGAGCUCCGGCACCGCAACAUCCUGACUGACACCACACUGGUUGUUGGAAAUGUGCACCUACGGGCGCACUGUGCCGUGCUCGUGGCCUGCAGUGGCUUCUUCUACUCGCUGUAUUCCCGCCGCAUGUUGCUUCAGGGGCGUGGCAGCAGCGGGGAGCAGCUCAUGACCGUGUCCCUCCCCAACACCUUGGACCCCUCCAGCGUCUCCCUGCUGCUCGACUUCAUGUACACCUCCCGCCUCCCUCUGACCCCGAGCACCGUCCCCGGGGUGCUCACUGUAGCGACAUACCUGCAGAUGGACCACGUGGCCGACACCUGCCGGGAUUUCAUGCAGCGGCACUGCAGGGAGAGUGCAAGACACCCUCAACUGGAGCUGGACUCCAGGGUGUCCGUCGCCUCUGUGGCACCCAAAGGAGGGGACCUGCCCAAUCCAGGCCCCCAGAGAUUAUUCCCACCAGCAACAAGGGUCCCAGCGGAGGUCGGGGGCUCUCUCAAGCCAGGGGCUUUCCCGACCUGCCAGUCCGGGUCGAAGGAGUUCAAAGGAGAGCCUGAGUCGCCCCUCAUGGGCAGCCCGACCCCUUCUCCUGACAGCCCCGCCCGCUCCAGCUGCCAGCCAAACUCUCCGGCCGAAUCCAACACGUGCAACAAAAACUUUGUGAGCGAUAUCAAAGCCACGCCCGACCCGAAGGCUUGCAAUUGGAAAAAGUACAAGUACAUCGUCCUCAACCCUCUCUGUGCAGCCACCACAGUGAAGGAGGAAGAGAUAGAGGAACCGCAAAGUCACACAUCACCUGACAGGAUGGGCCCGACACCCAAAGCAACAGAGGCGUGGUCUGGAGAAGUGCCCGGUCAGAUUGAUAGACAGGGGCAGGCCUCCUGCUACGAGGUUUCUGGCCGAGCCCCUCCCCUUGGGCCACCGCCCUCUGUGGAUCACCCGACAGUACCUCCCGCUCACAAGGAGGGAGCAGUCUCACCCUGCACCGUUUUCCCAAACCUGCACCCCACUGAUCCAGAAGCGGCCCAACAUGUCAUCAAACGUGAGAACUACUAUGUGCCUUUCUGUUAUUCGGGAAACCUUCAAGGAACCAAAACUGUCUGCUCAGGUGACAAGCCGUACCGCUGCAACGUGUGCGGCGCCCAGUUCAACCGACCCGCCAACCUGAAGACUCACUCUCGCAUCCACUCUGGAGAGAAGCCGUACCGCUGUGACACCUGCGGCGCACGAUUUGUUCAGGUUGCCCAUCUGAGGGCCCACGUUCUGAUCCAUACCGGGGAGAAACCGUACCCCUGUCACACCUGUGGCACCCGAUUCCGCCACCUGCAGACCCUGAAGAGCCAUCUGCGCAUUCACACCGGAGAGAAGCCUUACACGUGUGAGAAGUGUGACCUGCACUUCCGCCACAAGAGUCAGCUGCGUCUUCACCUGCGGCAGAAACACGGGGCCGUCACCAACACCAAGAUCCGCUACAAGGUCCUGACCGAGCCCUACCAGCCCAUUCUGCAGGCCUGCUGAAGACGUUGGACCACGUUAAUGAGAAUAUCUAAAUCCUAUCUGUGAGAAAAUGUCAAAUUUGGUGAAUUAAUUUCAGCGAUUUUAAAUUAUUAGCACCUGGUUAUUAACACAUUUUAAUAGACUUGUUAUUUUGGACAUCACAUAAAAAUAUUAGAAUAGAUUCCAAUUGGAGAAAAGAGACUUUUUUUUUUUUUUAUCGGCGUGUUGUUGGAUGAGGUUUGGAGCUUGGAGGUAAUUAUUAGCAUGAAUCAACAGGUUUUAGGAGAUAAUGGUUAAGAGAAGUGUUUUUUCGAAGGUUUGUGAAGGGAUGAAAAGAAGGGAACGAGACAUGGAAAGAAAGGUAAAAUAUUUUGGCACAUGCUGAAUUUUGAGAAAGUUUGUGAACGGUUUGAAUGGAAGAUAAAGCAAGUUUGACGAAGGAGAGGUGGCGAUUUUGGAGUAAAUUAAAUCUGGCUUCCUCGAAAAUAUAUAUUUAACUCAGAUUUAUAUUAAACUUGAGGCCUGGAGCCUGUGAUACCUGUUGUCAUAGUCCAAGCAGGCAAAGGACUUCUUGUACUGAGGGUAAAGACGAGGAAUUAAUGAUAUAGUUGAACAUGAACAUUUUAUAGAAGAUGACUGUAAGCAAUUGGUUAAUAAUAUUACAGUUGUGUUUGUAUGAGUUAAUUUGCUGGACAAAGAUGGUUUUGUACUAAAUUAAAUCAUUUUUAUACGAAUUGGA
This is a messenger RNA of Plectropomus leopardus (leopard coralgrouper), 2529 nucleotides long. It is a transcript of the gene bcl6b, whose product is annotated as BCL6B transcription repressor. The record is from RefSeq and is a predicted model, not a curated record. Gene Ontology annotation, biological process: regulation of transcription by RNA polymerase II. Gene Ontology annotation, molecular function: DNA-binding transcription factor activity, RNA polymerase II-specific; RNA polymerase II cis-regulatory region sequence-specific DNA binding; protein binding. NCBI's taxonomy places the organism in Eukaryota, Metazoa, Chordata, Actinopteri, Perciformes, Serranidae.